AUGCCCGCGGCCCGCCGCCGGGCCGGGCCGGGCCGCUCGCAGCGAGCUCCGCCGGCGAGCCGGGGCGGCGCGGCUCCUCCGGGGGGGCUCGGGGGCGCCGGGCCGGGGUCCCGGGAAGGAGCCGCGGGCAGCGGCUCGGGGGCCGGGCGGGCCGGCGGCGGCGGCUCGGCGCCGCAGAGGGUUAAGGCGGCGGGCGCGGGGGCCGGCGGGAGCUGUAGCGGCCGUGACGGCGCCCGCCCGCUCUGCGGCGGCGGGGCCGCGGCCGCCGCGUCGGGCGGCAGCUCCGGCCCGGCCCGCCCGCGCCCCGCCGCCGCGCUGGGCCGGCCCGCGCCCGGCCGGGUGUCUCUGCGAGCGCCGGCGCUGUCCCCGCGCCCUGAGCAGCGGCCUCGGGCAGGUCAGUGGCGGCUUUGUCCCGGAGCCGGGGGUGCUGGGGUGCCCGGCCAGGCCUGCCCAGCCCCGGUAUCGGCGGAGCCGAGGCGCGGCCCGGCGCCGAGGCCUCCCGGCGCCCCUCGGUGCCGGCGGCUCCGCGCCCGGGCCGGGCCGUGGGGCAGCAGCCCGGGCCGGCGGGGCUCGGCCGGAGCCGCCUCCUCCCCAGAGGGAUUGGCUUCGCUUGCAGCAGGCGGGCGGCUCGGCCGCGCUGGCUCCGGGGCUGCCGCAGCCCCGCCGCACCGGCGGCCGCUCGGGGCCCGGAGAGGCUCCGGCCGCCGGGCACUGCGGGGCGGGCUCGGCUUCCACUCGCGCGGAGCUCCGCACCCAGCCCAGGGCACACGGGUGCUUUGCGCGGACAGCAACGGCUGGCACGCGGCAGGAAGGGAUCGGAUGCUUUCAUCUCCAGGCUGGGGUUUUUUCGUUUUGAGUUUUUUAAAUGUGAAGUGUAAGAAUGGCCGUGCAUGGAGGUGCUGAAGUUCGUUGAAGUUACGGGACAAACCCAAGAAGCAAACAGGAUUUGGUAGUUUACCUGAUAAAGGGGUAUUUUCUCUCGAGACAAAGCGGGGAGGGAAGAAAAAGGAGGCAAUUAACACUACGCGUUAAUUUAAUUUAUGCCAAUAGUGCGAAGUCAGUGUUUGUUAAACCUUCUGAUAUUUUAAAGUAACUUGUUAAUUAACUGGGGAUAAGUUACUCUAUGUAUCAAAGGAAUCACAAAUAAUAAAUCAGUCUAAGUGGAUUUAGUAAA
Molecule: messenger RNA, 1174 nt
Organism: Lonchura striata (white-rumped munia)
Lineage: Eukaryota; Metazoa; Chordata; Aves; Passeriformes; Estrildidae
Source: RefSeq, a predicted model, not a curated record